AUGGUUACGAGUCGGGAAGGACCUUCCAAAGGGUCAGCAAAAAAAAAGCGGAAUAGAGAGAACAGAUAUAAGAAAAAACAGCAGCAAAAUAUAGAGUCAUGCCCAACAGUUGAUGUACAAGUACGAUCGCCCGUCCAUUUGGAGUCAACAGCAUCACAUGAACUGGGGGAUAGUGAGAGCGUUGAGUUGCCAGUUCAAAGAGAAGAGCAAGGUAAUCAUCAGCAUCUUGAGCCCUCAACUCAUCUGGAAACCAGACAUCUGCAAAAUGAGGUGCCUCAAAUAUCUUCGCCAGUUGGUCCAAAGUUAGAACUAAAGUACAAACGAAAAACAAGAGAAAUGCUUGAGGAUACGAGCAAACAAGAGAUGGUGUACAGGAUCAAUCGUUUAGAAAGUUAUACACACAACCUGGAGGAGCAGCUGAACAUUAAAAGGAGGAAGUACAAGGACCUGUACAAACAAUAUAAUGAACUAAUGUUUACAUCUGCUGUGAAGGAUGAACAUUAUAAAGGCUACAUACAUCAUAAAAUGCUGUCGCAGGUGUCGAGUUACAGUGCAAAGCAGGUCUUUGAAAGUAUCUUUAGCAAGUGUCACUAUGACCCAAAUCCGGAUAUUGACAAUGUUAUAGUGCCGUUUCUCAAUCUAGAUCGUUUGGGUAAACUCUUAAAAGAAGGGAGAACGACCAAGCUUUACGAAGCACACCAUGGGGGGAACACAUUUUGUGCCAAAGUUUAUCCUGAUGAAGGGGGCAAUUUCUUUGUAUACCGAGAGUUUCAGAUAUUGGCAUGUUUAAAUGUUACAUAUGCGCCACAUCCAAUAGCCAUGUACUGUGCCAGUAGAAAGCCGUCUUUAGUGACGUCCUUUCACUAUACGUCUCAUAAAUGUCUGAAUGUGGAGGAACUUCUUUCGUCGAAUUCCCGAUAUGAAUUGGCGGGCAUUGCUUGGCUGCAGAUAGCAGUAGGUUUAGGAAAACAUUUAAGUGAUUUGUUUGACAAGUGCUUUCUUCACAAUAAUAUUCAGGCUGAGAAUAUUAUUGUAUCGGAUACAAGUGGCAAUAUUGACAUUUUUCUGUGCAGCUGGAGCAGGGCAUGUGGAAAGAACUAUGCCAGACUACUAACAGAACGACAGAUCAGUGGCUAUGGAAUAAUUUUGGCACCAGAAGUUGCCCGACGGGAGAAGCCAUUCACAAAUGCCAGUGAGAUUUAUGCAUAUGGAACCCUCUGUCAGCGGAUUGUGAACUUCUGCGAGAACCAUGAGAUCCAGCACCCAGCUCUUCGUAAGUUGGAUAGUUUUUCGAUGCGGUGUAUGAACCUGAGAGCUGCUGCUCGACCUGACCACAUGGAAUUUCAUGAUGAACUGGAAUCUUUCAAUGUGUAGUUUACAUGUACCUCUCUAUGACUAUGAGUGAAUCUUAAGUUGCUUGUUUUUGCAAGCUUUCAUGCCUUCCUUUGGGCCAAUUGCUCUUUGUCUUAUAGAAAAUUCAGGUUAUGUUUGAUCAUAUUGCCCCUGUGGUGUAAAUGCAUCGAGUCAUAUCUUAUCCAAAUUUUACCAGUAUUCCUCAUCCACCUGUUGGUUGCUGAGUCUGCAAAGGAUGCGAUGUAAAUCUGAGAUGCAAGAAGGCAAUUGGAAAUCUGUGAGCUGGCUAUUCAUCUGGUGUACAUGUACUUAUGUGAUGACAGUUUCUCUUUAAAACUGUAUUUGCAUCUAAAAUCUUCAUGACUUGUACAUGUAGACCUGACAACUGAAACUCCCCAGUACAUGUUGGUAUGUAUAAUUUCAAAUGAAAAGCAUGUUGAAACAUGGCUGAAACAAGUCAGUAAAUCCUGGUCCCAUUGAAUCCAAAAUAUGCAAGGUUUACUGUACCUGUGCUUUUGAGGAAGUAAAUGACUUAAUUUGUACUUGUUGACCCUGGCUGAGAUUUCCCCCUCACUGAUUUUUGUGCAUUUUCAUUUUUUAUCAACUGUUAAUGUGUGCUUGUGCAUACAUGUACAUG
This is a messenger RNA of Lineus longissimus, 1990 nucleotides long. RefSeq lists its product as uncharacterized. Gene Ontology annotation, molecular function: ATP binding; protein kinase activity. The record is from RefSeq and is a predicted model, not a curated record. Gene Ontology annotation, biological process: protein phosphorylation. The transcript is spliced from 7 exons. NCBI's taxonomy places the organism in Eukaryota, Metazoa, Nemertea, Pilidiophora, Heteronemertea, Lineidae. Bases 1 to 1374 code for a protein of 457 amino acids.